This is a messenger RNA of Penicillium diatomitis, 3264 nucleotides long. Its product is annotated as Sodium transport ATPase 2. The record is from RefSeq and is a predicted model, not a curated record. Gene Ontology annotation, molecular function: ATP hydrolysis activity; P-type calcium transporter activity; ATP binding. The coding region runs from base 1 to 3264 and encodes 1087 amino acids. NCBI's taxonomy places the organism in Eukaryota, Fungi, Ascomycota, Eurotiomycetes, Eurotiales, Aspergillaceae. The transcript is spliced from 4 exons. Gene Ontology annotation, cellular component: plasma membrane. Gene Ontology annotation, biological process: calcium ion transmembrane transport; intracellular calcium ion homeostasis.
AUGUCUAAGGACACCAAACAGAACCAGGCCACCCAGUCACCUAGCGCCGAUAAAUCGCAGGAUGCUUCUUCACAAUACUACCUGUCCAAACCAGCCCACAGUCUCACCUCUGAUGCUGUUCUCCAAGAGCUAGAGACGAACCUGGAGGAUGGUCUCAAUGAAAGCGACGUCCAGCAGCGAAUUGAAAAAUAUGGUGAAAAUGUAUUGGAGGGAGAUGAAGGCAUCUCCAUUGCCAAAAUUUUCAUUCGACAAAUCGCCAAUGCGAUGAUUCUGAUCCUUAUCAUUGCCAUGGCCGUUAGUUUCGGUAUUCAAUCCUGGAUCGAAGGUGGUUUUAUUACUGCAGUCAUCGUCCUCAAUGUGGUUGUGGGUGUGUACCAAGACUUUGCGGCGGAAAAGACUAUGGAUUCACUGCGAAGCUUGAGCUCUCCCACCGGUGUGGUCACUCGUGAUGGCAAGACAACUACUGUCCCGGCUAAGGAAAUUGUCCCUGGUGACAUGGUCGAGCUGAAAGUUGGGGAUACUGUUCCUGCUGAUGUCCGAUUGACCGAGGCGUUCAACUUCGAAACCGACGAGGCUCUUUUGACUGGUGAAUCGCUCCCUGUCCAGAAAGAAGCCGACCAAGUGUAUGACGUCGACACUGGCCCCGGAGAUCGUCUCAACAUCGCCUACAGCUCCUCUACAGUGACGCGGGGUCGUGGUAGAGGUAUUGUCAUUGGCACUGGAAUGCGCACCGAGAUCGGCGCUAUCGCCGCUGCUCUUCGGGGUGGUGACUCGAGACGGCGCCCAGUCAAGCGCGGCCCUGGUGGUGAAACUAAGAAACGUUGGUACGUUCAAGCCUGGACCUUGACCACCACGGAUGCCAUCGGUCGAUUCCUGGGAACCAAUGUUGGAACACCACUGCAGCGAAAGCUUUCUAAGCUCGCCCUGCUUCUCUUCUUCAUUGCCAUCAUUUGUGCGGUCAUCGUGGCAGGUGCCAACGAUUGGCGCGGCGAUAAAGAGGUCAUCAUCUAUGCAGUUGCAACUGGACUUUCGAUGAUUCCUGCCUGUCUGGUCGUCGUACUGACCAUCACUAUGGCCGUGGGCACGAAACAAAUGGUGAAAAGACAUGUCAUCGUCAGAAAGCUGGACUCGUUGGAGGCUUUGGGAGCUGUGACCAACAUCUGCUCGGACAAGACAGGUACUUUGACUCAAGGACGUAUGGUUGCCAGAAGAGUCUGGAUUCCAUCACAAGGAACAUACUCGGUUGGAUCAUCAAACAAUCCUCUCGACCCUUACGAGGGAGAACUCAGUCUGAGCCGAGAGUCACCCCACAAGAUGGGUUCCGAUUCAGCUGGUGAAGCCAGCAAGCCCGAGGACUUGGUCAAGGAUAAUGAGCAUCUGCAAGCCUUCCUCAACGUUGCUGCUUUGGCCAACCUUGCUCACAUCCAUAAAGACUCAAAUAAUGAGUGGCAAGCUCGCGGCGAGCCCACCGAUAUCGCCAUUCAGGUAUUUGCCUCUCGCUUCAACUGGGGUGCUGAUCGCUUGAAUAAGGGCGACAAGCCUGCCUGGAUUCAGAAGGCCGAGUAUCCCUUUGACUCUAGCGUCAAGAAGAUGUCUGUGGUUUAUGCCAAGCGAAGCGAAAACUCGGAGAGUUCUCGAGAGAUGGUGUUCACAAAGGGCGCUGUCGAACGAGUGAUUGACUCCUGUACUUCCAUUACAUGGGAAGAUGGCCAGUCGGUCCCCAUAAGCGAUGACAUCCGCAACCAAAUCAUGCUGAACGUGGAAUCCCUAGCAAACGAGGGUCUUCGAGUUCUUUGUCUCGCAGGACGGGAACACAAUCCUCCUGCGAAUUCGACUGGCGAGCCUCUCCCCCGUGAAGAAAUUGAGAAGGAUUUGUCGUUCUACGGAUUGAUUGGCCUUUACGACCCUCCUCGUCCGGAGACUGCUGGAGCCAUCGAAAAGUGCUACAAAGCCGGAAUCUCGGUCCACAUGGUGACUGGUGAUCACCCCGGAACCGCGCGGGCUAUCGCAAUUCAGAUCGGUAUUCUUCCACCAAGCAUGGAUAUGCUGGCCAAGGAUGUGGCCGACGCGAUGGUCAUGACCGCAAGUCAGUUUGACAAGUUGUCCGAGGGUGAGAUCGAUGCUCUGCCGACUCUGCCCCUUGUCAUCGCUCGAUGCGCACCAAACACAAAGGUUCGCAUGAUUGACGCGCUACACCGUCGUGGCUGCUAUGUUGCAAUGACAGGAGAUGGAGUGAAUGACUCCCCCUCACUGAAGAGAGCCGAUGUAGGCAUUGCCAUGGGUCAAAAUGGAUCCGACGUGGCCAAGGAUGCUUCCGAACUCGUUUUGACCGACGACAACUUCGCAUCUAUUAUCAAUGGCAUUUCCGAGGGUCGCCGUAUCUUUGACAAUAUUCAGAAAUUCGUUCUGCACUUGCUUGCCGAGAACGUUGCUCUUGCUCUCACGCUGCUGAUUGGUUUGGUCUUCAAGGAUGAUUCCAACCAAUCCGUCUUUCCUAUCUCACCGGUCGAGAUCAUCUGGAUUGUGAUGGUCACCUCUGGUCUACCAGAUAUGGGCUUGGGUAUGGAGCAAGCUGCUCCCGAAGUGAUGGAUCGACCACCGCAAAGUAUCUUCACCUGGGAGAUCAUCAUCGACACCUUUGUUUACGGCGUGUGGAUGGCUGCUCUGUGUCUCUCUGCCUUUUCCCUUGUCAUGUUCCGCUGGGGCGAUGGCAACCUGGGCACGGGCUGUAACACCGAAUACAACGACCCAAACAAACCAUAUACUUGCGACACAGUCUUCCGUGCCCGUGCCACGACCUUCACCUGCAUGACCUGGUUUGCUCUCUUCCUCGCCUGGGAAAUGAUGAACCUCCGCCGAAGCUUCUUCCGCAUGAAGCCCGAUUCCAAGCGUUACUUCACGCAGUGGAUGUAUGACAUCUGGGCCAAUCGCUUUUUGUUUUUCGGUAUUAUGGCCGGCUUCGUACUUGCGUUCCCUAUUCUGUAUAUUCCCGUGAUCAACCGCCAAGUGUUCAAGCACUCAGCUAUUUCCUGGGAAUGGGGCGUUGUCUUCGUUGAGACAGUGCUUUUCUUUGCAGGCAUUGAGUUCUGGAAGUGGUGCAAGCGCGCUUUCUUCCGUCGACAGGCACACAAGCAGCAGACUCAAAACCGGGACGUUCGCGCAGGUGAACACCGGGCGCUCCGGGACUUCAGUCGCUACACUACCAUGGAUCGAUCGGAGACGUCCGCUGGUGGAGAAGAAAAGGUCGAGAAGUCGAUGGUUUAA